GUCAGUCGAGUUGGAGGAGCGGAGAAGCGAUGGCGGAGGAUCACCGAACAAAGUUUUGCUGCUGUAAAGAUGUCACUGGAUAAACUCGCGAGGAAAGUGCACAUUUCGUGAAAACUUUUGAAAUGAUGGCGGUUGACUUAUGGGCAUGACCGGGAAGCGCUUUCCGCCGUGCUCGAGCGACGUGUCCUUGGGGACGACAGACUUUUGGGAGCCGCUGCGCUGAUAUUUUGUGAACUUCGGAGAGAGUGGAGUCGGACGAGCUAACGCGCUAGCACGGCUCUUUAGCCUGUAGUGUUAAACUCAGACAAACGGUGUUUUUUAUACAACAGAGAUACGUAAUGAUUUAACUUUAAAGUACCUUAAACGUUUCUUAAGUAGUGAAAUAGUUGUUGGACAUUUAGCUUGAUUCGUUCGCAUGGGAUGAGCAGGUACUUUGCACCUGUUGCCCGGUGGGGUAACGUUACUUAACUUGUUUUUCUUUCGUAGUAUAGUUUCUGUCUUGAAACAAAGAAAACUUAGACUUGUUUUUGAGCCUGAAUCAAUUGGCUUAUAAUGUAGUUUACCAUCAGAAGUCAACGGGAUAAUUCGCAUGUUUGUAAAAUACUGUGGCUAAUGCUGAUGUCCGAGCUUCACACACACCUCGCACUUCCAGAUUGGUUAACUGGCUUAACGUUACGUGGAAACAAACCAAUGCGUCUCAUAACCUGCCUUAAGCCGGAUUUAACAUGAGCCACUCUCCGUUAAUGAAGCGUUUAUUUGAUAUAAAGUGGAAUUUGUGAGGAACUCCAAUCAGAAACUGUUUGGUGUGUGCGCAUCCGAGAGGAAUACAACUACUGCCUGUGUUUUCACUCUGGUCAAGGCACCCUAUGGUGAGCCUGCAGGCACCGAGACAUGGAUGUUCCCCAGGCCGUUUUCCCAAACGGUGAGGGGCGACUGAGCCUCGAAGACCAUGUCUGGACGGAGUCCACUAACUCUGGAGCUUGGGCUCAUUCGGCUCCCGUGUGUUCCCGCUCGCUUUGGACCGCCGUGUUUGACUAUGAGGCCAGCGGGGAGGACGAGCUCAGCCUGCGGAGAGGAGACGUGGUGGAGGUCCUGUCUAAGGACGCUGCCAUCUCGGGAGACGAAGGGUGGUGGACUGGAAAAAUUAACCAUCGCGUGGGCAUCUUCCCAUGUAAUUAUGUUACUUACCAACCAGCCAUUUACAGGCUUCCCGCGGGUGGCGCGGUAGGGGCUCAGGAGACUGACCCGUUGACCCCGGUUCUGAUACCUUUUUCUGAGCUCGUUAUAGAAGAAAUAAUAGGCGUUGGCGGCUUUGGCAAAGUUUACCGGGGGACUUGGAAAAGCCAGGAGGUUGCAGUGAAGGCAGCUCGACAGGACCCCGAUGAAGACAUUAAAGCUACUGCAGACAGUGUUAAGCAAGAAGCCAAACUUUUCUCCAUGUUGCAACAUCUUAAUAUCAUGAAACUGGAAGGGGUGUGUUUGGAGGAGCCGAACCUGUGCUUGGUAAUGGAAUACGCCCGAGGAGGGACUCUGAACCGAGCCUUGACCGGCAGAAGGAUCCCUCCCCACAUCCUUGUGAACUGGGCCGUUCAGAUCGCCCGAGGCAUGCACUAUCUGCACGAGGAGGCUGUAGUUCCCAUCAUUCAUCGCGAUCUGAAGUCCAGCAACAUUUUAUUACUUGAAAAAAUUGAAAAUGAUGACAUCGGUCGGAAGACCCUGAAGAUUACUGACUUCGGCCUGGCUCGGGAGUGGCACAAAACAACCAAGAUGAGUGCAGCUGGCACUUAUUCCUGGAUGGCUCCUGAGGUCAUCAAAUCCUCCCUGUUUUCCAAAGGCAGUGAUGUCUGGAGUUAUGGUGUCCUGCUUUGGGAAUUAUUGACUGGAGAGGUUCCUUACCGUGGCAUUGAUGGUCUGGCUGUUGCUUAUGGUGUGGCUGUCAACAAAUUAACCCUUCCCAUUCCAUCUACCUGUCCCGAACCCUUUGCCAAGCUCAUGGAGGAAUGCUGGGAGCAGGACCCCCAUAUCCGUCCAUCUUUUUCUGCCAUCUUGGAGCAGCUGACUGCCAUAGAGGAAGCUGUGAUGGCCACCAUGCCACAGGACUCUUUCCACUCAAUGCAGGAGGACUGGAGAGUAGAGAUCCAGGAGAUGUUUGAUGAGCUACGCACUAAGGAAAAGGAGCUCCGUUCCCGUGAGGAGGAGCUGACGCGAGCCGCCCUCCAGCAGAAGUCUCACGAGGAGCUCCUGAAGAGGAGGGAACAGCAGCUGGCCGAGCGAGAAAUCAACGUGCUCGAGCGAGAACUCAACAUCCUCAUUCUCCAGCUCAACAAGGAUAAGCCCAACGUCAAGAAACGGAAGGGCAAGUUUAAGCGCAGCCGUCUCAAACUCAAAGACGGCAACCGCAUCAGCUUACCUUCAGAUUUUCAGCAUAAGAUCACAGUUCAGGCUUCUCCCACUAUGGAUAAGAGGAGAAGCCUCAACAGCACCAACUCAAGUCCCCCCAGCAGCCCUACGUUGAUACCCCGCCUCCGAGCCAUCCAGCUGAGCCACCCAGGUGACACUGGCCGAAGGGACUGUAUGUUUGUGUAUCACCAGGAUGUGGAUAUCACAAGCGAGUGUAAACCUCCUAGCGGGUUUAGGAAGAAAGUGACCCUGGAUGAGAGCAACAGAACAUGGGGCCGGAGCACCAAUUACAAACCCGAGGAGUUUGAGGAUGUUAAAAAAGGAAUUAAGAAGAAGGGCCGCACAUGGGGACCAAGCUCUGUACAGACGAAAGAAAGGGGAAAUUGUGCUGAAAGAGUUCGACCUCUCUCUGAUGGAAGCAGUCCGUGGUCUACUAGUCUCAUGAAGAGCCAGAAAUCCGUUCCAUUGGCCGCCUUAUUUGCUGAGCAGGCAACCAGUAAAGAUGAAGCGUAUUCUGGCGAUGGAUCUGACAACAAACCAAAGCAAUUCAAGUUCCCCAACCAGGUGUACAUUGAUCUACCUCUGUGGAAAGAUGAACAGGGGGACAGCCAGGGACCAGGUGGAGGAGGUGAAGGUGAGAGUCAGGAAGACCCAACCACAUCUACGAGUUCAACCAGCACUACACCACAGCACACCCCCACCAACAGCCUAAAGCGCGCUGCCACACACCGGCGCACAGACUCCGUUCUCUAUGGCUGUGCCUCCAUCCUGGCAUCUGUUGCCUUUGGCUUUGACCUGCGGGAGGUCUGUAAGGCCGCUGUCAACGAGGAACAAGAACCACGUGAGGAGAAGAAAAAACGGGAAGGACUUUUUCAGCGCGCCACUCGCUUCCGCCGGAGCACCAGUCCCCCUGGUGGUCGCUCACGGAAGGACGAGGUUGCAGCUGGGCCUGUGAACCUGCUCGCCAUGUCAUCGAUUUCUGAGUGCAACUCCACCAAGUGCCUCCUGCAGUCAGAUUUCGAGGGGUCUGGGUGUAGCCCCUUGAAAGAGUCUCCGCUCAGCAGUUUGCAUACAAAUCAGAAUACCAGCACUAGUUCAAGUGUGGCGACCCCUGUGAAAAGUGACGCCCUUCCUUCAACAGAUCAUUCUUCUGGAUCCAACUCUCGUCUUAGGAGAAAGAAGUCUAGCCCUGCGGUGUGUCAAUCCAUUAAUGGCAACGGUAACUCCCAAACCAGCCCAGCUGAUUCAUCCGCCAUCACUUCCUCAAGAAAGAAGCCUGACCGAGAACCUGUUCAGGAGAAGCAAACCCCCAGCGAAUCUGUUUCCAGACCCCGACCGCUUUCCUUAAGAAGCAAGCCUCAUUCCUGGGGUCUGCUCAAGAGUCGCAACAAGAGCUAUUCUCUGGGGCACUGCUCUGGGGGAAAGAGUGCCCAAACCUUGGAUGUUGUUUUCCCCUCAGAUGUCAAAACGGGAUUCUCUUUGCUGGAUGUGGACACAGAGGGUCAAAAACGAGACUGCACAGUUCCGCUCUGUCGAAUCCAGAGCACUCCAGGUCGGCUUUCUGUCUUUGAGCUGGAGAAAGAGUUUUUAUCUUAAAAUAAGCUGCCUUCUGAACGAAACCUUAACUUGUUUUUCCCUUUUUAAAGACAUCAUGGCCAUUGAUCUAUAUUUGAGCCAUUGCUGCUGGAGUUAAUCUGUGGUACUUUUAUUUAUAUUCUGUUUACUUUGAUAUGUAAUUUAAGAUGAAGUGACAUAUAUGAAGUAAAUGAUCAACAUUCCACUGGAUUUACAGUAGAAGUGCUGGUUUGUAGUUUUCACACAAGGACAUUUUACACUGCACAAUAUCUCUUCUGUUAGAAACUACUGAUUUUUGAAGUGUUCAGGCAUUUUUGUCAUUUGUGUCAUGUAAUUUCAUAUGAAAGACAUAAACAGGGCCCACGGUGUUUAUACUGUAUAAAUAAUAAUAAUAGGUGUUGGAGUGAUUAACAGUUAGUUCUUUGGUAAAGUGGUGCACUAUAGAAAAUGCGACAGACCAACUAACAAAUCCAUUCCUGAAAGAGGCAGUCAUCAGCAUUGCAAUAAUCAUUUAUGUUUGUUUGAUUGGUGAAGUCUUUGCAAACCCACUUCACAAGACAUCCUCUAGGAUAAAACACAUGCUCCUUUAAUUUAGAUCUGCUGUUCUGUGGUAUUUGACUUUUAUGCCUUUUAAUUCCCAUCGGUUUAAUGUAAUUAUGCCUGCCACAAAUUUACUUGCCUGUAAAAUCCAUAGGUUGGAUAACUCGUGACAUAAAUCUAGUAUUCCUGAGACACCAUCUCUGUAGUUUAAGUAAAAAUAUAGUCAAUGUCAAUCUACUGCCAAUAAAAUGAGUAUGCACUGCACUACUGAUGCUGUCUAUCAAUAUUGAUAUCAUUCUAAAGUACAUUUGACUUUGUGUCAAAUACAGCAUUCCACUAUAAAUACACUAACAAUUUAAUUUAAGCACCAGAACAUUCCUUAAGUCUUACCACUUACGUAGCUUUUGGUUUCUGAGUUUACACCGCAAUGGGUUAUGAAAACAUUACAAUAGUAUGUUUAUCGACAUAAAUGAUUAAAUUGUGUGAAGUGAUCAUUUGUUUAACCGUUGCAUGAAAUAUACUUUAACAUGUACUGUAUCUUAUAACCUGAUCUCACAGGAAUUCAUAACUAUUUUACAAGGUGGCUUUUUCGAAUGAAUUUGUUCAUUGUGAAACGAACAAAAACGUUCGAUUACUAGAAAAAAGCAAUACUGAAGCUCCACCCCUUCACUGGUGCGAAAGCAAAUCGUACUAAAACUUACAAAGGAGGUCUUACAAAUUUGCCACAGCAUAAAAUAUAUUGUGUUGUAUCUUAAUACUGCUACCGUAACAGCCAAAUUCUCUUAGUUGUAAUCUUUAUAUUUUAACUGUAUUCUCAAUCAUUACCUUUUGCCGUAGACCGAAUAAUUCUCUUGUUGGUUGUCUAUUACGGAACGAAGUAGUAAAAUAUCCCCCUGAAGGAUGAAUUAGAUUUUUUUCAACAUGUGGAGACUGAUCUGAAACAUGCCUAGUUAUUUUGGAGUUAUAGGGGUGACAUGGAUGAGUAUUUUAACUCUUAUUUGUUGAAUAGAUGCGAGAUGAUUUCCCACACGCAGUAUUGAAAAGCUUUUUCUAAGUAUAAUAGGCACUAGAAUUGUGUGAUUCAAAGUAAAAGUACUGUUUGUUCAGAAAAUGUCACAAUGGUUUUUUCACUGACCACCAGCCUCAUCAUCUGUUUAAAAACCCAUUGUGUGGUGAUGUUUUAAAGGAAGAGCGAAAUGUCAUGUGAGGCACUGGAGUUUUUAUUAUUUUGAAUUCUGUAUUGAUCCGUGUUGCUGUUGUUAAUAUCUUAAGAUAUUGUAAAACACAGGACUGGAUUCACGUUUUGCUAGUUUAGGUGUACAACUGCACAUAGGAUUCAUAUGAACAAUGUACUCGAGAGACAUUGUGGUGCCUCUUUUUUAUGUCUUGCAAUGAUUUUUACUUUUAAGAUGAAAUAAUACAAUGCCUGUUUUUGUAAAUAUCUUGUGUUGUUGUUUAAGCACAAUCAAUCCUACUGUUAUGGGAGUACUGCAGCAAUCCAACAUUUUAAUGCUCAUUUCAACAGAUUUUCAAAGGCACAAACUUCAGAGUGGAAAGUUUCAAGUUUUCACCAAAGUUGAAGUUGCCCACCAUCUUGGGAACAUCUUAGCUUUCCCAAUGUUAAAUCCACAUGAAAUGUUACAUGUUACACAUGCAUUGCAUAUAGUUUUUUUAGUGUCUGUGCGCUGAGCUCUGUUUUAAUCCAGUGUUUACCCAUGUGACCAAUUUAAUGUUAAGCUGUGCUGAGGUGGGCUGAUGAUGGUUCACCAAACUGGUUAAUUGCUCCAGGAGGGCUCAAAGAGAAAAGGGCUGAGCCCACAAUCGUCUAAUUUCUAUCAAAUUCUACUAUUUUACUGUACACAAGUGACCAAUAAAUCCUUUAUACAACAUUUAGGCUUUGGUUUUCCAUUCAUAUGCGUCUUGUCUGUUUGUUUGCUUUAACAGUGCUUAUAUUUAGUCAUUAGCCCAAAAGAUGAAGUGUCAUUUUUAUGUUAUAAUACAUUCUGGUCAAGUUAAAUAUACGGAUAUACCCACGCAAUUUAAGUAGAGUUCCCCAAAAAGUAUAAAUACUGACUCCCACUUACUACAUUGUUCUGUUAGCCCCACCAAGGUGUUCAUGUGAUAGUUCACCCAAAAGUGAAAAUUCUGUCAUUUACUCACCCUCAGAUCGUUCCAAUCCUAUAUAAAUGCAUUUGUUCUGCUAAACACAGAGGAAGAUAUUUGGAAGAAUGUCAGUAACCGAGCAGAUAUCAUCCCCCGUU
Triplophysa rosa is the source of this 6776-nucleotide messenger RNA. RefSeq names its product mitogen-activated protein kinase kinase kinase 21 (gene map3k21). Gene Ontology annotation, biological process: protein phosphorylation. The record is from RefSeq and is a predicted model, not a curated record. The transcript is spliced from 11 exons. Gene Ontology annotation, molecular function: protein binding; JUN kinase kinase kinase activity; ATP binding. Bases 892 to 3996 code for a protein of 1034 amino acids. NCBI's taxonomy places the organism in Eukaryota, Metazoa, Chordata, Actinopteri, Cypriniformes, Nemacheilidae.